GAAGUAUUUGUGAUUUGGCAGGUAAUUCAUCCCAAUCACAUCUACUCCCGAUGUAUUGGAGAACAUGGAACCUGGAAAAUCGUAUUGUUAGGUACGUACCUAAGGUCAAGGGACGACAGGACCCCACGUUGACCCCAGUCCCUGCACCGUUGGCCCACUAACGUCACUGGAGAAUGCGAUCGGAAUUCGUGACUAGAUUCAACCCAAAAGGUGCGUUCCAUUUUCAGACACUUUGAACAUCACACCAGACCUUCGCAGCAUUCAAAAGUUUUUACCUCGAGGGAUCUCUGCCCCGAAGCCCUCAGCAACCCUUCUCACGAUGGCGGAUCAGUUGAAGGAUCCUUUACCGACCUUCGUCGAGGACUUUGGCAGCGACGAGCGCAUCUCCUUCUCCAAGCUCGACAACAAGUACUUGGCUGUCCUCGACGACGGCACCGAGCUCGAGUUCGACCCGGCGACAUCUACGUGGGCCGAGGCCGCGGAUGAACCCAUAGAACCACUCGACGACGAAGACGAGACCGCGGCGCAACUGGCUGACCUGUCGAGAGCCGGCGCCGGUCCGAGUUACAGCAAUGGAGGCAGCAACAACCCAAGGAAACGGAAGGACUCACCCACGUCAGGAGAUGCGGGUGGCAACGGCGGCAGCAGCGGCGGCGGCGCGGACAGACAACAGAGCGGCGGCGACGGUAAUGGCGGUAACGACAACGGCAACGGCAGGGCGCGGCCAGCAAAGAAGGCCAAACCGGCCCGCGCACCGCCGCCGCCGCGCCAGAACACAGCCGUCUACGUCACGGGUCUACCCGCCGAUGCGACCGUGGACGAGGUCCACGACCUCUUCUCCCGAAAAGCCGGCGUGAUUGCCGAGGAGAUUGACAGCGGCCGGCCGCGCAUUAAGAUGUACACGGACGAGGCCGGCAACUUCAAGGGCGACGCGCUCGUCGUCUUCUUCAAGCCGCAGAGCGUCGAGAUGGCCAUCAUGCUGCUGGACGACACCGAGUUCCGCUUCGAGCCGGGUCCGGCGGGGGCAACAACACCCAGGAUGAAGGUCCAGGCUGCCGACUCGAGCUAUAAAAAGACAAAGUACGACGAGGACACGAACGGCGCGGAAGGGGGGGAUAAGAAAGGGGAUGGUGCGGCGGCCGCCGCUCGGCCGCAGCGGAGCGCCAACAACGGGGACAAGCAAAAGAUUAUCCGUAAGACGCAAAAGAUGGCCGCGAAGCUGGCGGACUGGAGCGACGACGACGUGGCGGCGGCACCCGUAGAAAGCACCUCGAAGCGCAACCGGACGGUGAUCCUGCGGCACAUGUUCACGCUGGCGGAGCUGGAGGAGGACCCGGCGGCGCUAGUGGAGAUCAAGGAGGACAUUCGGGACGAGUGCGGGAAACUGGGGAGGGUUACCAACGUGGUGCUAUACGACGAGGAGCCGGACGGCGUGGUGGCGGUCAAGUUUUCGGAUACGCAGGCCGCGCAGGCGUGUAUCCAGCUCAUGCACGGGCGGGCGUUUGACGGGCGGAUCGUGGAGGCGAGUAUAGCGAAGCCGAGGGAGAAGUUUAAGAUGUCCAGGGGACAGGUCAGCGAUAGCGACUAGGUACUCUGUGGUUUCCGUCUUAUUUUGUUUGGGACGGUUGGUUUCCGGAUUGGGAGGCUUUUAUGUAUAGAAUUGUAUUACUGCAGACCGCAAGGACGCAUUUUGCGG
Colletotrichum scovillei is the source of this 1696-nucleotide messenger RNA. Its product is annotated as splicing factor u2af-associated protein 2. Gene Ontology annotation, molecular function: RNA binding. Gene Ontology annotation, cellular component: U2-type spliceosomal complex; U2 snRNP. The transcript has a single exon. Bases 320 to 1588 code for a protein of 422 amino acids. The record is from RefSeq and is a predicted model, not a curated record. Gene Ontology annotation, biological process: mRNA splicing, via spliceosome. NCBI's taxonomy places the organism in Eukaryota, Fungi, Ascomycota, Sordariomycetes, Glomerellales, Glomerellaceae.